AAUUGCUCGUCGUGAGGAAAUGUUACGAGGUGUACCAGUCGGUGGUAUUGCUGGGGUACCUGUCUAUGAUAAUAUUGCUCGUGGUGUUGGUCAUGGUGGUGCUGGUGGUGCUGGAAGAUUGAGAGGAGAAAAUACUGGACGUGGUAAUGCUGCUGCUUAUGGAGGUUAUGGAGGACGUGGUGUAGCUGUCAAUCCUGGGCAGAUGCCAGUCGAUGAUACUGAACGUUUCAGAUAUUGGCGAAAACAGUAUUUUAAAUCUAUACUCACCAAUAGUGGUGGUGAUGGAGGAUCACGAAGACAAGGACGAGGAGGUAGACGAGGUAGACAAGGAGGUACACGAGGUGGUCGAGGUGCAUUUAAUAGUGGGAAAAAUGUCUUUUUUUUAUAAAAAAUUUUAUAUAGAAGUCUUAAUCAAAAAAAAAACGUGAUAUGGUUAACAAA
This is a messenger RNA of Aphidius gifuensis, 441 nucleotides long. Its product is annotated as cold shock domain-containing protein 4-like. The transcript is spliced from 2 exons. The record is from RefSeq and is a predicted model, not a curated record. Lineage: Eukaryota; Metazoa; Arthropoda; Insecta; Hymenoptera; Braconidae. Bases 20 to 388 code for a protein of 122 amino acids.